UGAGGAUUUGAUAAUUCUCCCAAGUAUGGCAGAUUCUACUGAAGAAGAAGGGCCGAAGACAAGCGGUCCCAUUACGAACGCCUGGGAAAUGAAAGUUCCAGAAUUUAAACCGGAACACAACCCCCAUGGCCUGCUGGAAGAGAGCUGCUUUGCGACAUUAUUUCCACAGUACAGGGAACAGUAUUUGCGACAGGUGUGGCCCUUAGUUCAAAAAACUUUAGGCGAGUAUCAUAUCAAAGCAGAAUUGGACGUAAUCGAGGGCAGCAUGACAGUCCGAACCACAAGAAAAACUUGGGACCCCUACAUUAUCAUAAAAGCUAGGGAUAUGGUGAAGUUAAUGUCAAGAAGUGUUCCUUUCGAACAAGCAAAACGAGUGUUGGAAGACGAAAUCGGCUGUGAUAUAAUUAAAAUAGGCAAACUUACGAGAAACCGAGAAAAGUUUGUUAAAAGACGGCAGAGGUUGAUUGGACCAAACGGUUGUACCUUAAAGUCCAUAGAAUUGUUAACAAACUGUUACGUUCUUGUGCAGGGUCAGACAGUAUCUGCUCUGGGGCCUUACAAAGGAUUGCAGCAAGUUAGAAAGAUAGUGGAAGAUACCAUGAAAAACGUUCAUCCGAUUUACAAUAUCAAAGCACUCAUGAUUAAAAGAGAACUGGCCAAAGACCCGAAACUAAAAAAUGAGAAUUGGGAGAGGUUUUUGCCUAAGUUUGUUAGUAAGAACAUCAGCAAACGCAAACAGCCCAAAAAGAAGAAGGAAAAGAAGCCUUACACUCCGUUCCCGCCACCUCAACAAGAAAGAAAGGUGGACAAGGAACUCGCCACUGGUGAAUAUUUCCUUAGCAAAGAGCAGAAACGUGUGAAGAAACAGAAAGAAAAAGACGAGAAACACGCCGAAGCCGCUAAGAAGAGGACAGAGAAAAGGAAUGAGGCUUUCGUACCACCAGAGGAACCCAGUACUUCGAAAAAAGAAGCUGAUAUUGGAGUGGACGUAGUAGCAUUGAAGGAAAAGAUAUUAAAAGCUAGAAAAGGGUCUAAAUUAUUUAACAAAAGCAAUGUUUAAUUAUGUAACAGUCAAAAUAAAUAUAGAAUUUUUUGAAA
Molecule: messenger RNA, 1098 nt
Organism: Anoplophora glabripennis (Asian longhorned beetle)
Lineage: Eukaryota; Metazoa; Arthropoda; Insecta; Coleoptera; Cerambycidae
Gene: dbe
Product: KRR1 small subunit processome component homolog
Exons: 2
Coding region: 26-1060 (344 amino acids)
Cellular component (GO): small-subunit processome; nucleolus
Molecular function (GO): RNA binding
Source: RefSeq, a predicted model, not a curated record